AUGAGUGGCACUGGAAACCUGAUGGAUUUUCUCGAUGAGUCAUUCCCCAAUGUGCAGACAAAUGAGGACUUCCACACCAUCGACUGGCUAAGGGAAAAGUCACGGGACACCGACAGACCCAGAAAGAUAACCAGCGAAAGCAAGGAGUCCAUAUGGGGGUUCAUCAGGAGCCUGCAGGAUGCCUGGUCGGGCUGGGUGGUCAUGCUGCACAUCGGCCUGCUGGCAGUAUUGCAGAUCAGUUACUACUUUCUCUCGGAGACAUCGUGGAUGUCAUUAUUCACGGCGCUGGUGGCGGCCUUCACGUUGCGAUCCAUCAAUCGCUUUGGGAACAGCCACCUUGUUCUCUUUUAUGUGCAAUAUCACACGCCCUGGUACAUGGCUGAAAUCUUCCCCUUCAUCCUGCUUGGGGUGUUUGGGGGCUUGUGAGGAACCCUCUUCAUUCGCUGCAACAUCGCCUGGGGCAGGAGGCGCAAGACCACCCGGCUAGGGAAGUACCCGGUGCUGGAGAUCAUUGUGGUGACUGCCAUCACCGCUGUAAUUGCCUACCUCAGUCCCUACACACGCCAGAGCACCAGUGAGCUCAUUUCUGAGAUGUUCAACGACUGUGGGGCCUUUGAGUCCUCCCAGCUGUGUGACUACAUCAACGACCCCAACAUGACCUGGCCUGUGGAUGCCAUUCCAGACCGGCCAGCUGGCUUUGGCAUUUACACAGCCAUGUGGCAGCUGGACCUGGCCCUGAUCUUCAAGAUCGUCAUCACCAUAUUUACUUUUGGCAUGAAGAUCCCGUUGGGCCUCUUCAUCCCCAGCAUGGGUGGAGCAAUGGCGGGCAGGAUGGUGGGCAACGGCGUGGAGCAGCUGGCUUACCAUCACCAUGACUGGAUCAUCUUCUGGAACUGGUGCAGGCCCAGAGCAGACUGCGUCACACCAGGGCUUUACGCAAUGGUGGGAGCUGCAGCCUGCCUAGGUGGAGAUACCAGGAUGACAGUGUCGUUGGUGGUCAUCAUGUUCGUGUUCACGGGUGGUCUGGAGUACAUUGUGCCCCUCAUGGCGGCGGCUGUGACCAGCAAGUUGGUGGCCAAUGCCUUUGGGAAGGAAGGCAUCUACGAGGCCCACAUCCACUUGAACGGCUACCCCUUCCUGGAUGUGAAGGACGAGUUCACCCACUGCAUGCUGGCCACCGACAUCAUGCGGCCCUGGCGGGGAGAGCCGCCGCUGUCGGUGCUCACCCAGGACCGCAUGACCGUGGAGGACGUGGAGACGCUCAUCAAGGACACCGACUACAACGGCUUCCCCGUGGUGGUCUCCAGAGUCUCUGAGCGCCUCAUCGGAUUUGCCCAGCGGAGGGAGCUGAUUCUCGCAAUAAUGAUCAGAGAGGUGCGAGAGAAUGCGCGUCACCCCACGGGCUCGGAAGCGUUCGUGUGUGCGCGGUCACCCGGGGAUCUCGUGGAAAUGCAGACGCUGAUGGAGCAGGUCUGGAGCGGGGCCCAGCCUGCGCUCCUCAUGGGCUCUCCAUUGAUGCAGAUGCUGCUGGCCCCCAACUGCACCGAGGGGCAGGCUUUUGAGUUGGGGGAGGAGAGAAGGGGCGAUGCCCAGGUGGGGGCACUUCAGAGGAGCAAGCCUGUGGGCCCCAGCAACCUAGGGCCGGCUGCUUUGGAAGAGGAGCAGGAGGAAGGAUUCCACAGAGAGAGGGCACUGAGGGCCAGAGGCCUGGGCGCUUUGGAAGGAAACCGGGCUGAGUCGGCCGGACAAGGAACCCGCGCCCCGAAGCCGGGCGCACGUUUGUGA
Cynocephalus volans (Philippine flying lemur) is the source of this 1785-nucleotide messenger RNA. Its product is annotated as H(+)/Cl(-) exchange transporter 4-like. The record is from RefSeq and is a predicted model, not a curated record. NCBI's taxonomy places the organism in Eukaryota, Metazoa, Chordata, Mammalia, Dermoptera, Cynocephalidae. Gene Ontology annotation, biological process: chloride transport; transmembrane transport. Gene Ontology annotation, molecular function: voltage-gated chloride channel activity. Gene Ontology annotation, cellular component: Golgi apparatus; synaptic vesicle; early endosome.